Messenger RNA from Numida meleagris (helmeted guineafowl), 2052 nucleotides. It is a transcript of the gene USP21, whose product is annotated as ubiquitin specific peptidase 21. The record is from RefSeq and is a predicted model, not a curated record. NCBI's taxonomy places the organism in Eukaryota, Metazoa, Chordata, Aves, Galliformes, Numididae. Gene Ontology annotation, molecular function: cysteine-type deubiquitinase activity. Gene Ontology annotation, cellular component: cytoplasm. Gene Ontology annotation, biological process: protein deubiquitination.
CCAGGUGGGUUAUGGGGUGGGGAUGGGAUCAGGCAGGGGGACAGUGCCUGGGUGGGACACAAAACGGUGUCACCGUUGGUUGGGGUCUGUGCCAACACCAGAUGUGGAGUGGUGCCACCAUUGGUGGGGGACAGUGCCGGGGUGGGACACGGAGAGGUAUCACCAUUGGCUGGGGACAGUGCCCACGUGUGACACGGGACGGCUGGGGACAGCGCUGGGAUGAGGCGCGGGACGGUGCCACCGUUGGCGAAGGACAGUGCCACAAUGGGACACCGUGGGUUGGGACGUGGCCUGGGUGGGCCACGGAAUGGUGCCACCAUUGGUCGGGGACCACGCCGGCGCGGAACACAGAACGGUGUCACCAUGGAUAGGGGGCAGUGAGGGCCACGGGGUGGGGGCCGGUGCGUGGGUGCCCCGAGGAGACCCCGGGGCAGGGACCCGCCUGGGAUGCGCGGUGCCGUGGGUGACCGUCCCCUCUCGUUGUGCCGCAGGGCCCCCGCCGACGGGACGCUCCGCCCGCCCGCGCUCCUCGGGGGGCACUGAGGUGGGCGCAGACCCACGGCCGCCCCCAGCGCCCUCCAUCUCCCCCCCCUCCCAGGCUCCUCCCGACCAUGCCCCAAGCUUCGGAGCAUCGCUUGGGCCGUGCCCGCGACCCGGCCGUCGUCACCGCGCAACCCAAAGCCGCCGCCAAGCUGCCGGGCCGGGCGCUGAGUCAGGAGCGCCAUGCCUUCACCUCCGCCCCCAACGGGCUCUCCCCGGCCCCGAAACUUCGUCUGCUGCCCCCCAGACCCAGCACGUUGGAAGAACGCGGCAAGAAGCUGGACCUGGAGCGGGGCCGGGCGGCCAAGCGGGGCUCGGCGUGCCGGCGGGGACCCCUCAAAGCGGACCACGGGGUGCGGGUACCCGGUUCCCCGCAGGCGGGCACGGCACCGGGCGGCGCUUCCUUCUCUUUGCCCGCGGGAGCGGAACGGCGGAGGAGCAACCUGGCCCGCUCCAAAUCCGUCAGCAUCGGGGACCUGAGCGGCGAGGACGUGGCGGCGGCGCUGAGCCGCUUGGCGCUGCGGGACGGGGGGCACCCGCUGAGCGUCGGGGCGCUGGCCCUCAAACGGAGCUCGUCCCUGCGGAGGGUCAACGUCGGAGUGGGGCUGGAUGGGAAAAGCGCCGCCCCGCUGCUCUCCGUCCGCCACGAGGGCUGUGCCCGGACUCGUGUCCCCGAUCCCCCGUACGGCCCCAACGGCACCAGCCCCCCGCUGGGCCGAGCGCCCGAGGAGAAGGCGGCAGCUACCCACCACGCGCUGCUGCUGGGAUCCGGUCACGUCGGUCUCCGGAAUUUGGGGAACACGUGCUUCAUGAACGCGGUGCUGCAGUGCCUGAGCAGCACCAAGCCGCUGCGGGACUACUGCCUGCGCAAGGACUUCCUGCAGGAGCAGCCGCCCGGGCCCCGCGCGCCGCAGGAGCUCACCGAGGCCUUCGCCGAUGUCAUCACCGCCCUCUGGCACCCGGACUCCACCGAGGCCGUCAACCCCGGGCGCUUCAAGGCCAUUUUUCAGAAGUACGUCCCUUCCUUCACCGGCUACAGCCAGCAGGACGCCCAGGAGUUCCUCAAGUUCUUCAUGGACCGGCUGCACGCUGAGAUCAACCGCAAGGGCCGCAGGACCCCCAGCAUCCUGUCGGACACCCGGCGUGCCCCCGCGCCCGAGGACACCGACACCAUGAGCGACGACGAACGCGCCAACCUGAUGUGGAAGCGGUACCUGGAGCGGGAGGACAGCAAGAUCGUGGACCUCUUUGUGGGGCAGCUGAAGAGCUGCCUCAAGUGCCAGGCGUGCGGUUACCGCUCCACCACCUUCGAGGUGUUCUGCGACCUCUCCCUGCCCAUCCCCAAGAAGAGCUUUGCGGGAGGGAAAGUUUCCCUGCACGACUGCUUCAGCCUCUUCACCAAGGAGGAGGAGCUGGACUCGGAGAACGCUCCCGUGUGCGACAAGUGCCGGCAGCGCACGCGCAGCACCAAGAAGCUGACCAUCCAGCGCUUCCCCCGCAUCCUGGUGCUGC